Protopolystoma xenopodis is the source of this 591-nucleotide messenger RNA. The record is from the annotation of a GenBank genome assembly. Lineage: Eukaryota; Metazoa; Platyhelminthes; Monogenea; Polystomatidea; Polystomatidae.
AUUGGCCGCAGUACUGAUGAACAUAUCGACUUUGUUGUCUCUGAGCCACCUGAGCGUCCCGAUUUCCUGCUUGAUGCUGAUUCCGCAGCUGCUCUUCUUGCUAAUCGUUCAGCCGAAAAGCCAUGGCCAUCCACCAGCCAACCUCGAGCCAUUGGAGACAUUUUGCCCCAAACUACCGGUACCUCGACAACCGCUGCUUUGCCUAUGACUACCGCCACCAUCUCACUUGGCACCUCUGCAGCAAAUGGUGCAGGAUCAGCCAACUGGCGUACUGCUUCAAUGAGUACUGUUGCGCCUACCGAUAUCAAUAGUCCCAGUACAUGCAGUAGCCAGCCCUACAUUUUGUUGGCCACUAGCGGUCCACCGAAUGAUCCAGGCCUUGGGGCCACCCAACAUGCGACCACGGCGCAGGAUAGUACAGUAUCUCGAUUUGCUUGCCGUAUUCACAUAAACCGCCGAACUCCUUAUACAGCCAGACUAUAUGCAGCUGGCUUCGAUGCUUCUAGGAAUAUUUUCUUGGGGGCUAAUACAGCAGAGGAUUUCGGACAGACUGCUUUAAACUAUGUCCCUUUUACGGCAAGAGCCAGUUGA